Molecule: messenger RNA, 2028 nt
Organism: Polistes canadensis
Lineage: Eukaryota; Metazoa; Arthropoda; Insecta; Hymenoptera; Vespidae
Gene: Vha68-2
Product: V-type proton ATPase catalytic subunit A
Exons: 12
Coding region: 122-1972 (616 amino acids)
Biological process (GO): ATP metabolic process; proton transmembrane transport
Cellular component (GO): lysosomal membrane; proton-transporting V-type ATPase, V1 domain
Molecular function (GO): ATP binding; proton-transporting ATPase activity, rotational mechanism; ATP hydrolysis activity
Source: RefSeq, a predicted model, not a curated record
GGUCAGUCAGCUGACCCGUCUUGUGAUAGCAGCCACCUUAUACCAGUUGUGUCGGCUGGAUUCGCAUUACGAGACGCUAAACGUCGUUGUAAAUACCACUUGAUAUAUAAAUAAAUUCACAAUGACGAGCCACGGGCUGUCAAAAAUUGGACAGGAUGAGAAGGAGUCAAAGUAUGGAUAUGUUUAUGCUGUUUCUGGACCUGUUGUUACUGCGGAGAAAAUGUCAGGUUCUGCCAUGUAUGAAUUAGUUAGAGUUGGAUAUUAUAACUUGGUAGGAGAAAUUAUUCGUUUAGAAGGAGACAUGGCUACUAUUCAGGUAUACGAAGAAACCAGCGGCGUAACUGUAGGAGAUCCUGUACUUAGAACAGGAAAGCCAUUAUCUGUAGAAUUGGGUCCUGGAAUACUAGGCAGUAUUUUUGAUGGUAUUCAGCGUCCGUUAAAGGAUAUUAAUGAACUUACUAAUUCCAUUUAUAUACCAAAGGGUAUUAAUGUACCUAGCUUAUCGCGUACCACAUCGUGGGAAUUUAAUCAUUCGAACAUAAAAAAUGGCAGUCAUAUAACCGGCGGUGAUCUAUUUGGUAUAGUUUAUGAAAAUACGUUAGUGAAGCAUAAAAUGAUUUUACCUCCAAAGAGCAGAGGCACCGUUACUUACAUCGCACCGAAUGGAAAUUAUACGGUCGAUGAUGUCGUAUUGGAGACAGAAUUUGAUGGCGUUAGGCAAAAGUAUACUAUGCUUCAGGUAUGGCCAGUACGUCAACCCCGUCCAGUUACGGAAAAAUUACCAGCCAAUCAUCCGUUACUUACCGGACAACGCGUAUUAGAUUCUCUUUUCCCAUGCGUACAAGGAGGAACAACUGCCAUUCCUGGAGCUUUUGGAUGCGGAAAAACAGUUAUUUCUCAAGCUUUGUCCAAAUAUUCUAACUCUGACGUUAUUAUAUACGUAGGAUGUGGUGAGCGUGGUAACGAAAUGUCCGAAGUAUUACGUGAUUUUCCCGAAUUAACGGUGGAAAUCGAUGGCGUGACCGAAUCCAUCAUGAAACGUACAGCUUUGGUAGCUAACACUUCCAACAUGCCUGUCGCUGCUCGAGAAGCUUCUAUUUACACUGGUAUCACUUUAUCUGAAUACUUCCGAGAUAUGGGUUACAAUGUUUCAAUGAUGGCAGACUCUACUUCUCGAUGGGCAGAGGCAUUGCGUGAAAUUUCUGGUCGUUUGGCUGAAAUGCCCGCAGAUUCUGGUUAUCCUGCAUAUCUUGGCGCUCGAUUAGCCAGUUUUUAUGAACGUGCAGGACGAGUUAAGUGCCUGGGGAAUCCAGAUAGAGAAGGAUCUGUCAGUAUCGUCGGUGCUGUGUCUCCACCAGGUGGUGAUUUCUCAGAUCCUGUUACGAGCGCUACUCUUGGUAUAGUACAGGUUUUCUGGGGAUUGGACAAGAAACUUGCACAACGCAAACAUUUUCCAUCUAUUAAUUGGCUUAUAUCGUACAGUAAAUAUUUACGUGCAUUAGAUGAUUUUUAUGACAAAAACUUUCCCGAUUUUGUGCCACUGAGAACAAAGGUAAAAGAAAUUUUACAAGAAGAAGAAGAUUUAUCUGAAAUUGUACAGCUGGUUGGUAAAGCUUCCCUUGCGGAAACAGAUAAGAUUACAUUAGAAGUAGCUAAACUUUUGAAAGACGAUUUUCUCCAACAAAACAGUUACUCCCCGUACGACCGUUUCUGUCCAUUUUAUAAAACUGUAGGAAUGUUAAGAAACAUGAUUGCAUUUUAUGAUAUGGCAAGGCACGCGGUAGAAUCUACUGCUCAAUCUGAUAAUAAGAUUACAUGGAAUGUCAUUCGCGAUGGUAUGGGAAAUAUUCUUUAUCAACUAAGUUCAAUGAAAUUUAAGGAUCCUGUGAAAGAUGGAGAAACUAAGAUAAGAGCUGAUUUCGAUCAGUUACAUGAAGAUAUCCAACAGGCAUUCAGAAAUCUAGAAGAUUAAUUUGUUACGGGAGUUUCAACUAGUAAUGUCACUUGCAACAAUGUUGAAUUACUUUC